This is a messenger RNA of Colletotrichum costaricense, 618 nucleotides long. RefSeq lists its product as uncharacterized. The transcript has 4 exons. NCBI's taxonomy places the organism in Eukaryota, Fungi, Ascomycota, Sordariomycetes, Glomerellales, Glomerellaceae. The record is from RefSeq and is a predicted model, not a curated record. Bases 1 to 618 code for a protein of 205 amino acids.
AUGAACACCCCGAAGCAGUGCGUCCCACCCAACAUCAAAUUUGAGGUUGACGAUAUAGAAGAGACGUGGACAUACCGUGAGCCGUUCGAUUACAUACACUGCCGUGCAAUGACGUCGUCUAUAUCAGACUGGAGGAAGCUCCUCCAGCAAGCCUACGACCAUCUUGAGCCCGGGGGUUGGUUUGAAUUGCAAGAAGGUCAUGUCCGACCCUUGUCCGACGACGGGACGCUAACUCGGGAGCACUCACUAUCAAGAUGGGCAGAUUAUAUCGAAGAGGCAUGCAAUAUCAUGGGGCGCCCUUUCGUAAAUGUGCUAUCCCUCGUGGAAGUCAUGAGAGAGAUCGGCUACGUCAAUGUGACGUAUAGCACGUUCAAGUGGCCUCUUAAUACUUGGCCCAAGGAUGAGCAUUAUCAGACCCUCGGCCAUUUUAACCAUGAGAAUUACAUGGAAGGGAUUGAAGGCUUCACACUUGCGCCUUUCACUAGGGCCCUCAAGUGGUCACGGGAAGCGGUCGACAUGUUUCUCGUUGGCGUGCGGAACGAUCUGAGAAACAGAUGUAUACACGCAUACAUUCCCAUUCAGUUGAUACAUGCGCGCAAGCCUGAGAGGUUGAAUUAA